Botrytis deweyae is the source of this 456-nucleotide messenger RNA. RefSeq lists its product as uncharacterized. Bases 1 to 456 code for a protein of 151 amino acids. The transcript has 5 exons. Gene Ontology annotation, molecular function: copper ion binding; superoxide dismutase activity. The record is from RefSeq and is a predicted model, not a curated record. NCBI's taxonomy places the organism in Eukaryota, Fungi, Ascomycota, Leotiomycetes, Helotiales, Sclerotiniaceae. Gene Ontology annotation, biological process: removal of superoxide radicals.
AUGGUUAAAGCAGUUGCUACCGUCCGAGGUGACUCCAAGAUCUCCGGUACCGUUACCUUUGAGCAAUCCGAAGAGAACUCUCCAACUACCAUCACAUGGAACAUCACCGGAAACGAUGCCAAUGCUGAGCGUGGCAUGCACGUUCAUCAAUUCGGUGACAACACCAACGGCUGCACAUCUGCCGUCAACCCCCACGGUCAGACCCACGGUGCUCCCACCGACGAGGUUCGCCAUGUAGGUGAUCUUGGAAACUUCAAGACUGAUGCCCAAGGAAAUGCUACUGGUUCCGUUCAAGACAGUCACAUUAAGUUGAUUGGUCCAUUGAGCGUCAUUGGCCGUACCGUUGUUGUCCACUCCGGAACCGAUGAUCUCGGUAAGGGAGAGAACGAAGAGUCCAAGAAGACUGGUAACGCCGGAACCAGACCAGCUUGUGGUGUCAUUGGUAUUGCUGCAUAA